Molecule: messenger RNA, 3601 nt
Organism: Bactrocera dorsalis (oriental fruit fly)
Lineage: Eukaryota; Metazoa; Arthropoda; Insecta; Diptera; Tephritidae
Product: endothelin-converting enzyme 2
Exons: 12
Coding region: 397-3027 (876 amino acids)
Biological process (GO): protein processing; DNA integration
Cellular component (GO): plasma membrane
Molecular function (GO): metalloendopeptidase activity; nucleic acid binding
Source: RefSeq, a predicted model, not a curated record
GCAUCUUGUCGUGAUAAUCCACGUCGAAAGUUGUGAAAAAUGAUCGCACGAAAAUGUUCGCGAGUUAAUUCCAUUUUUUGGCCGAGAUGAAUUUUUUAAUUCCCUGUAAAUAAAACAAUUCAAGAUUAAAUGACAAAACGUUCUGAGUGAUGUUAUGCUAAAAAAUGUCAAACUUUCUAAUGGAAAUGUCAGAUUGCACCUGGCAACACUAAGUGUUGCCUAGUCCGGAAAUAUAUAUAGCAGCCUAUGUAUUGACAAGGAACGUAUUGAUAUUGUCACAGGAUUCUAAUGUGAUUUACCAAAGUAUAAAGUAAAUCGUGUUCAUGACAACAUUUGGUUUAAUCUUUUUGUGACACAGUUGGAAGUUAAUCGAUUUUGAACACUAUUGGUGCUUGUAUGUCAUCUACAGAAAAUAUUAAUAACUCAACCAAGAGUGCUUUGCUGCAAAACCAAAUGUCGGUUGUUGGCAGUCAUACGCCGAAAAGUGAAGACACUGAUGCUCUCGAAGGUACUAACAUUAGUAAUACCACCAAGUAUAAGAAUGCUACCCUAGAAUGGAUGUGUUGUGCACCUUGUAUUUGGUUGCGAACUUCGACAACCGUUCAUAAAAUUGCUAUAACGGCAGCUACAAUUUUGGUAACAGCCUUGUUGGUUGCAUCCCCAAUACUAUUUUUAAUAAGUACAGCUCCUUCGCGCCUACCAAAAGAGUGUUUUUCCAGCACUGAUGAAUGUGUUUCAACAUCUCCUCCCCCUAUAGAAUGCACAGAAAUAAUAUGUCAAGCAGUUGCUGACAGUAUUCAAGGAAACAUCAAUUGGAAUUUGGAUCCGUGCACAGAGUUUAAAAAUUUUAGCUGCUCAGGAAAUAUUCGUACUACAAAGACUGUGCGGAGCAUUCAAGGAACUGUUGACACUCAGAUGCAAUAUCUCCUUCAGCAUAAUACCACAAAGGGGCCUUUUCGAAAGCUUGGACGACUUUUUAGCAGUUGCAUGCGGCAAACAACGAAUUCUUCAACUAUAAAAUUCAUUUUAGAACAGCUUGGUGGUUAUCUCCCUACAGGAACGGUUGGUCCUACUUCAAUAUCAUCUUUGAUUAAAAAAAUGUUGAAAUUGGGUCCAACGCCUCUUAUUGAUAUAUAUUACGAUUUAAGCUACGGCCGCCGUCCUCAAGUGUUGUUAAUAAUAGGCAGACCUGGAACUUCACCGCCAAUAUUAGAGAAAAAUAUACGCUAUUCCGGUCCAAAAGCACCACCGUAUGAGUUUAAAAAUGGAAAAUAUAAACUGCUAAAGAAACUGCUAGACGACUUUUUACCAAACGAGCUUUCUUCUGAUCAAAAGUCUUCAGAGAAAGAGACGAUUUCCACAUUUAUUGACGAACUAAACCAAAUUCGUGUGGAACAUACUCUUCGUGGUUUCUGGAACAGUUCGGUUUUAUACAACAUUUCCUCACUGCAGGAUAUUUAUCCCCUGCUUAAUUGGACCGAUUUAUUGCCAUAUAAAUGGAAUAACCCUAUCGUGGUUCGAAGUCCUGAUUAUAUAAAAGCAAUUGAAGAAUUGCUAGUCAAAUAUUCUACACGCGUUGUACAUAAUUCGAUGCUAAUUCUUUUUACUCUUGGAAUAUUGCCACCAGAUAAUCCAAAUCCAAUAAUAUGUACUCGCGCUACAAUGUGGGCUCUUCCCGAUGUAACUUCGGCAAUUUUUGUGGCUCACCAUUCUACAAGAGAUAUUAAAAACGCAAUAAAAAGAACCAAUCUUAUUUUCAAAUCACUCAAAGCUUAUUUAAAGCGCGCGCCUUCACUUAAAGGGGCAGCGCUAGUUAAACUUUCGUCACUACGAAUACAAUCUCAACCUUGGAAUGGCUUUAUUAAUAUUACUUAUGCAGCAAAAGAUUUGGAGUCUAUGGAUAUAUCCUCAGACGACUGGUUUGAAAAUAUAUUAAAAAUAUUUGGCAGAAAUAAAAUCGACCCCACAUCCAUAAAUAUUGAUAAAAAUUCUCACGAUACGACAUGUUAUCGUAAUACCUGUUUAAAAAUGCCAACGGAACUAGAAAAUAAUUUUCUUAACUUGGACCCAAGCACAGAAAGAUGGGCUUAUCCAAUUAUUUCAAAAGUAUUCUAUGAUACACUAAGCCACUCAAUAGUGGUUCCUUUAUCCGUUAUGCUGGUGCCAUACUUUGAUGACAGACUACCGCCAUAUCUACAGUAUGCCUCAGUUGGCGUCCACAUUGCCAAAGAAAUUCUACGAUCUAUUACGAAAAGCUUCGAGGAUAAAGCAAUUCGCUGUGUACCCGAAUCAGUCAAGGUUUUCUCAAAUCACAGUCAAAUGGAGAUACUAAUACACUCUGGAGGAAUGCAAAUAUCAUAUCAUUCAAUGUUAUCUAUAACCGGGCCGCUGAAAGGAAUGGCUCGUUUACCAUCUUUGAAUUUGACUCCUACCCAAAUUUUUUUUUUGGUAACAUCACAAGAGCUGUGUGAGGAGUCUAACUAUAUUGGUAUAGAUACAGAAACGGCGGAUUUCGAACACAUGUUCAUUGGUCGCCGAGGGAUGCCACAGAAAAUAUUCAGCGAUAACGCAACCAACUUUGUCGGCGCCGACCGCAAGCUGCGCGAGCUGAAGGAGGCCUUUCUGGCGCAAGCUCCAGAGCUAAUGAGAUUCGCAGCCGAAGAAGGAUUCAGCUUCGGCUUUAUACCACCCAGGGUGCCGCACUUCGGUGGAUUAUGGGAGGCGGCGGUGAAGUCCGCCAAGCAUCUGGUCGUUCGCGCACUCGGCAACGCUCUACUAACGACGGAAGAACUCUCAACGCUAUUGGCCGAAGUGGAGGCCAUCCUCAACUCUCGCCCUCUAGUACCUCUGCGCCAACAUCCAAACGACGGCGAGGCGUUAACACCAGCGCAUCUAUUAAUAGGAUGCUCCCUGCGGGCAUUACUCCCAGAGAAGGUGCCAGUGGCCCCAGUUCGUUGUUGCGAGAGAUGGAAACUGUUUGCAGUCUCAAGCAACAGUUCUGGCGACAGUGGUCCAAAGUAUACCUGACGGGCCUUCCGGAGCGCAACAAGUGGCUGCACCCCAAACGCAAUAUGCAGCUCAACGACCUCGUUCUCGUCCACGAGGACAACGUGCCGCCGCAGCAGUGGGUACUAAGGCGCGUCGUCGCAACCGUCGAAGGGCAAGACGGCAAGGUGCGAGUCGCAGAAGUAGCAACCAAGACGGGCUCGAUUAAGUGCCCCAUCCACAAACUGGCCGUCCUUCCACUGGAUAUUGAAGAAAUCUGAUCCUGUCAAGGUGGCGGUUGUUGCGUCAAGCGACAAAAUAUAUAUUUAAACCUAAAACUAAAAUUAAGUAAAUUGAAUCAGAAAAAUUAUAAAAUAUUGAAUUAUAUUAUUGUAUACUUACCUUAAUAAUCCAUUUGUAAUACUAAUAUAUUACUCACCUUACUUACCUCAACGUAAUCUUUUACAAUAGUUAACAAAUGUUAAAAAUUAUUAUACUUACCCCUUUUUUUGUAAUACAUAUUAACAUUACCCCUAGUUUAAGCCGUUAGUUUUAAGAUUUAGGCUAAGCAACUAGAUGAAAUGGAAUAAAGAAGUAAUUGUUAUUAGACCGCCAU